CGCGUUAGGUGAAUUUCCUGGAGCAAGCCGAAAAUGAGUAACGAUUUCGAUAUUUGCGAGCAGAUUAAUCGCGUCACUGGCGGCCGCUCUGACACCUGGAAUUUCAUUCGUAGUUUCGCGUCUCACUGGAUAACUCCGAUACAGGAGGGCGACGGAUACAACGAAACCGAACUCCUAUCCGCUGAGCAGCGACUGGGUAUUCCACUCCCAGCAGCAUUAAAAGAAUCUUAUACCCUGUUCGGCCGCCGCUCAGACCUUACUCGCAACCAAGAAUACCUCCUGGAGCCAACAGCACUCUACGUUCACCAUGGGGCCUUAAUAUUCCGACACGAGAACCAAGGCGCCGCAAUCUGGGGAAUCCUAUUAUCAGACAUCCAGCUCCCCGAUCCUCCUGUAUAUAAUUGUUUCUGUAUAGUUGACAACGUAAUGGACGAGUGGCAGCCAUGGCUUGGGCGAUUCUCUCUGGCAUGCGUUGAUCUGAUCCUGUGGGAGUCGCUGUACGACUCGAGGAUGCCCACCGAGUUUCGCGAUAUCGAUGACGAUGAUUUUGAAUUGGUUGAGCAACUUUACACAGAACUACCUAGUUCAAAUGGCCCCGACAGCUAUACUCCUGUCGACAUCCGUUGGUUCACAGCUGCUGAUAUCCUUCUUUGCUACACGGGAACCGACCUCGCUGUCCGGGCCCGUACCAGCGAGGCAAUAUCUUCUAUUCGCGAGAAGAUCCCUGGGGAUUGGUUGAAUGAAUAAGGGGAAGCUAGCUUUGCCGAUAUAUUGAUAGGGCUAACGGGCUGUGGAGGUGGACAUUUUCGACACUUUGAACCUGUAUCGCUCAGAAUAGAUGCUUCCCUCAAUAUUCUUAGCUAACUUCGAAUGCUAUCAGAAUGAAGUAUAAAUACAGUAUACCUGC
Messenger RNA from Aspergillus versicolor CBS 583.65, 907 nucleotides. RefSeq lists its product as uncharacterized. The coding region runs from base 34 to 747 and encodes 237 amino acids. The transcript has 2 exons. NCBI's taxonomy places the organism in Eukaryota, Fungi, Ascomycota, Eurotiomycetes, Eurotiales, Aspergillaceae. The record is from RefSeq and is a predicted model, not a curated record.